GGAAGUGUUCCUGUGAUAUAAACACCUCCUCAAUGCAGCUUCUGUUCAAUCACUACAGCUCCUCAAAAACACAGAAAAGACAACACUGGAAGAGAAAUGUCUCUUCAGAUCAUGUUCCUACUGCUAGCUGUGGUGCUGCAGCAAUCCCCAGGAAAGGCAGACGUUUUGCUAAGUGAAAUUUCUGAAAUGUUGAAGGAGGAAAUUGUUAACAAACACAAUUCUAUAAGGAGACAGGUGCAACCAACUGCUAGCAAUAUGAUGAAAAUGAUGUGGAAUGAGAAAGCUGCCAUGAGUGCGGGAAGAUGGGCUAGUAAAUGUCAAGCAAUAUCUAGUCCCAAGGAAGAGCGAAUGGUGGAUGACGUCCUAUGUGGUGAGCUUAUACUAGAAACAAAUUAUGGCACCUUGUGGUCUGAUGCAAUUGAAUCACUUUCAAGAGGAAAGAAUUACUUCCAGUACCGCACUGGGGCAACUGACCCAACCAAAAAUAUCCAUGGCUAUACUCAGAUUGUCUGGCAUAAUUCAGACCAGGUUGGAUGUGCACUUGCCUUCUGUCCUGAAGGAACCAAGUUCAUAUAUGUUUGCCGUUACUGUCCUGCUGGAAACAUAAAAGGACAACUGAACACACCAUACAAAGCAGGCCCACCAUGUGGAGACUGCCUUGGGAGCUGUGAGGAUAAUCUCUGUUUGCUUUCAGAUAGCUCAUGCCCAUAUAGAGAUGCAUAUGAUGAUUGUGAUGACCUAGUAGAGUCUUUCACGUGCGGACAGAAGUUUGUUGAAGAACAAUGUCUAGCCUCCUGCAAAUGCCCCAGAGAUAAAUAAUAUAUACACAAAAAUUACAAGAUUCCUCCUCAGAGAAUACUUCACUGAAGAAUAAUGUAAUUGAACAUUAAAAAUGUUUUUUGAAAACUGACUAAAAAUUAGCAGCUGAAAUCAGAAGUGUAAAAAUAAAGCAGG
Molecule: messenger RNA, 954 nt
Organism: Sceloporus undulatus (fence lizard)
Lineage: Eukaryota; Metazoa; Chordata; Lepidosauria; Squamata; Phrynosomatidae
Product: cysteine-rich venom protein-like
Exons: 8
Coding region: 97-819 (240 amino acids)
Cellular component (GO): extracellular region
Source: RefSeq, a predicted model, not a curated record